AUGGAGGAAAUGGUGUCAGAAUCAAGUCUUGAAGAAGUUGAGCUGAUUCUAGGAUACGAGUUUAAAGACAAAAACUUAUUACUGCAAGCUUUUACUCAUGUUUCAUUUCAUGAUUCAGAUAAGUAUUCAGAAAAGCACACGUCUUAUGAACGAUUGGAGCUUAUGGGUGACUCAGUACUCAACUUAUUAAUGAUAAGAAAACUAUUUUUCUUAUAUCCGAAACUCUCUCCUGGAAAGCUAACUUAUCUUCGCUCAGAUAAUACUGACAAUGAAAAACUUGCACGUGUGGCCUUCAAACAGGGUUUGCAUCGAUUUCUACACCACAAGAAACCUCAUCUUGAGCAAAGUAUUCGAGAAUUUGAGAAAGCAAUGGUGGAUUAUCCUCUGCAUUCCCAUCGCCUUAUUCGUGCACCAAAGAUCCUAGCUGAUGUUCUUGAAGCUGCAAUAGGGGCUGUAUUCAUCGAUAGCAAUUCAAUAGAAACUGUGUGGAAGGUUUUUGAGGAUGUGUUGGAGCCCUUCAUUAGUUUGGAAAAGCUUGGAGAGAACCCUGUUACAACACUCUUAGAAAUAUGCCAAAAGAAUGGAUGCAAGCCUAGAUAUGAUACAGAUUCAUGGGACAAAGACCAAACUGCUAAAGUCUAUGUAAAGGACUGCUUAGUUGGGAAGGCCACGUUUGGAAAAAAAGACAUAGCAAUCAACAGGGCAGCUAAGGAUGCACUAGACAAUAUUGAUCAAACUUACUUGGUGUUUUCCAUGCAUGAAAAGGAUCAAAAAUCAUCAGAUGAAGUGCGUUCUGAGGAAGAGAAUAAUGAAGAUAGUUAA
Messenger RNA from Quercus robur (English oak), 822 nucleotides. Its product is annotated as ribonuclease 3-like protein 3. Bases 1 to 822 code for a protein of 273 amino acids. NCBI's taxonomy places the organism in Eukaryota, Viridiplantae, Streptophyta, Magnoliopsida, Fagales, Fagaceae. Gene Ontology annotation, cellular component: cytoplasm; nucleus. The transcript has 3 exons. Gene Ontology annotation, molecular function: ribonuclease III activity; RNA binding. The record is from RefSeq and is a predicted model, not a curated record. Gene Ontology annotation, biological process: siRNA processing.